ACUACAUAACUCCUGGUGCAGCAAAGAAACUCUCCUUCUGCAAGACUUUUGCUGGACUCCUGAGAAAUUAUUUUGAAUAACAUGGCAGAGAAGGAUUUCAUCAGUUGGCAUCUGCUGGCUUUAUUUUUUCUUCCAUUUUGCCUGUGUCAAGAUGAAUACAUGGAGGUGAGCAGAAGAUCUUAUAAACCAGUGGCCAAAGUAUUGCAAAGUCACCACCAGACUGGCCACAAAGGUUCCAGAAGCAGGGAAAUUUUGAAACAGCGGAGUCAACUUAUAGAGUGGACUGUUGCUAAUAGCUCUUCUACAGACCAAAAUGUUCUGAGACCAGAGGUAGAUGAUGUAGAACUGACUACCUCAGAUAGAGUCCAGCCCCCCCAGACUGGACCACAGAAUCCAGACUGUAGCUCCUGCUGCCGCGGUGACUUUGGAGUUCGACUCUACCAAGGGCCCCCAGGACCUCCUGGACCCCCUGGGAUGCCAGGAAAUCAUGGAAACAAUGGCAAUAAUGGAGCAACUGGCCAGGAAGGAGCCAAGGGUGAGAAAGGAGACAAAGGAGAUAUGGGACCAAGGGGAGAGCGCGGCCAUCAUGGACCCAAAGGCGAGAAGGGUUACCCUGGGAUCCCUCCAGAGCUACAGGUUGCAUUCAUGGCUUCCAUGGCUACUCACUUCAGCAACCAGAACAGUGGGAUCAUCUUCAGUAGUGUUGAAACUAAUGUUGGGAAUUUCUUUGAUGUAAUGACUGGGAGAUUUGGUGCUCCAGUGAAUGGGGUGUAUUUCUUCACCUUCAAUAUGAUGAAACAUGAAGAUGUGGAGGAAGUGUAUGUGUACCUGAUGCAUAAUGGCAACACAGUAUUCAGCUUGUAUAGCUAUGAAUCAAAAGGGAAGGCGGACACCUCAGGAAACAGCGCCGUGCUGAAACUUGCCAAGGGAGAUGAAGUUUGGCUGCGGAUGGGAAAUGGAGCCCUCCAUGGGGACCACCAACGUUUCUCCACCUUUGCUGGGUUUCUUCUUUUUGAAACCAAGUAAAGAAGAAAACAGCCAAAUAGCUGUUUAUGUGAAGAAGCUUCUUCUUGGAACUGCAUUUCUUUUCUGGACUGUGGAACUGUAUAGGUCAGGAAGGCUUGUUUUGAUGCAGUGCAUUGCUAUUCCCGUAUCAGAGAUGAGCUGGAUACAUUGGGUAGUUAACACAAUUUUUAUUGCUCUCUUCUUCAAAGAGAAAAACAAAGGCAAAAUAGCUUCAGUAAUUUAGAGAGCAGUUUGCUCAAUAAAGCCAAUUUUGUCUGUAAAUAUACUUAACUAAAGUAUAUACCAGGAAUUGAGAAACUGAUACUUUUUUUUUUUUUUUUUUUUUUUUAUUGUGUGUGUGUGUGAAUAGUGUGUUCAUUUAAACUUGCAUGGAACCAGGCCAGAAUGAAUUAUAAGUAGGCUCAGCUGAGACCAAUUUUAAAGGAAGACAUUUUUACUGGACUAGAAUGAACUUUACACAUAAAAAAAAACCAUGAAAAUAAAGAGGUCCAGGAUUCAGCUUUAUUCCAUUCCCAUCUCAAACCUCUGAAGAUGCCUAUGAUGUCAGUUUUCACAGAUUUUUAGUUUGUAUUUAUGCUUGCUCGCUCUCUCCAAAACACAAAGAAAAAAAAAGAGCAGCAGUAAUUUCAGCCUUUGUAGCAACUUGACACUUAGGUAAUUCAGUCUGCAGAGAGCAGGGAACUGGACAGGGGACCUGCCAUGUUUCCUCCUGGCUUUUAAAUUGAUGAAACCUGAUGUAACGAAUGCAAGCUGUCAAAACAGAGAGGAGUUGGGACAUGUCAACAGCACAGAGAAACAUAUGAACUAUGGAGUUUGGGGAUCUUUCAGAAGGAUGUAUAUUUUAAUAUAGCAUAUUUACUUAAAAGUGAAGAUGUUGAUAUAGUUUUCUUACCAGCCUUCCUAGAGCCAGUAUUUCAGGAAAAGACAUUGCAGCCUGGAAAAGCUGUAGCAACCUAGUUCAAUAUUUAGCUGGUGAAAGCAAACACUGGCUGGCUCAGCAGUUCUGACCAUAGUAAAUUGGGCCAUUCUUCAGCAUUAACAUUUACACCAGUUUUUCAAAAUCCGAGUACCUGAAAUCCUGCCUUACUAUUUUCUUUUUGUCAGAUUCAACAAGAAAUAUACUAAAGAAAUACAGAAGUUUGAAUGCAUCUUGUGCACAUUCUGGCUCUCCACCAUGAACUAAUGAAAUACAGAUUAUAUUUCAACAGGGUAAAGACAACAGUACCUGUCAUUAAUAUGUAGCAAGCAGGCAGGGUUAGGACAACAUUUAUUUGAAAUUCUCUUAUACUAAAUAAAGAUACCAUUAUUGGUACAACAGAGAAAGUGAAUAAAAUCUGCCCUAUGAAUUUCUAUGUCCCUGUAUUAUUUCUAGAAUAUGGAAAUCACACCUUAUGAUGAAUAGUGCAUGUUGAUACUUGAUGACUGUGAUUUGCAAUUUUUUAGGUUUAUGCAGCAACCACUGAAAAUAUUCAUCUUAACAAACUGUCCUCUGAUGACUUUGAUUCUCUCAUGAAUUUGGGAUGGGUUUGUACCAGGUACAUUUUAAAACCCAAGACCAUGUUAUUAUGAUAAGUAUCUUAGUAAGAUUCUGGCAUGCCUUCAAUUUUAAACCUACCAAUCAAGUGUUCAGAUAACGCUGUUCUUCUGAAAUAAAUACACAAGAUGUAAGAGGUGUAUGGCAUCACAAGUUAAUGUUCAAAGUAAGAAAAACCUUGGAAAAAUUAUUCU
Messenger RNA from Lagopus muta (rock ptarmigan), 2754 nucleotides. It is a transcript of the gene C1QTNF3, whose product is annotated as C1q and TNF related 3. Lineage: Eukaryota; Metazoa; Chordata; Aves; Galliformes; Phasianidae. Gene Ontology annotation, molecular function: protein binding. The record is from RefSeq and is a predicted model, not a curated record. The coding region runs from base 82 to 1026 and encodes 314 amino acids. The transcript has 6 exons.